Molecule: messenger RNA, 558 nt
Organism: Branchiostoma belcheri (Belcher's lancelet)
Lineage: Eukaryota; Metazoa; Chordata; Leptocardii; Amphioxiformes; Branchiostomatidae
Exons: 6
Coding region: 52-558 (168 amino acids)
Source: RefSeq, a predicted model, not a curated record
GUGCCGGCCCAACCAGGCUUCCCCGGCGAAAGUGGAUUCACAACUCACGAGAUGAGAGCUGAGCUGAGAAUCCUCAACAAAGCUCUGGAAGAGUUUUUCGAGAAAUGCAGGUUGGUGUGCAAGGGCGGCUCGGGCGCUGGUGGGAUUAAAAUCGAUGGCAUAGGGAAAAUCACCUUCAGGACGGAGGAAUCAGGGGAGGCAAUCAAUGUCGAGGCAGACUUAACGACACUGGUGGAGAACUUUUCCAAACUACAAAUCUCUGCUGCCGUAACAAGUGUAGAGGCGAUCCAGGACGAUUUGGAUAAGAUAGUGGCAAAGCUGAUUGCACUGAAAGCGUUACUUGAAGAAAUCAAGGGUGGGAAGGACAUGUUGAUGCUAGCGCUGGAGGCCAUAAUCGAGAAGUACAAGAAAGUCACGAUCAUUGAGAUUGAUAUUAAAGGCUCAGGCGGAGGAGGCAUCCCAAGCUUAGAUCAGAUCCUGGUGUUGGUUCGAAAGGAGAACGCCCACCUCGUAGCCCAGUUUGAGGCUGAAUGGAAGGCAAAAGUAAAAUUUCCAUAG